UCUGCACUAGAUCCUACGAUGCAAAAUGCUAUGUGAAAAAGGGCAUAUUUUUAAAUUUAAUCCGAAAUCAAUGUUCAUCUGACGUUUACUUCUUUCUAUAAUCCAUAAUAUUUAACAUGCAGUUCACGGAUCUCCUGUUUUCCCUCGGCAACCCGGUUGAGGAUGCAGAGGAAGAAGCGUUUCUUCUUUUCUCGCAAGAUAUCCCUUCGCAAAACCUGGGUUUUAUAAACUCGCAGUCACACACUGUCGAAGUCUCUGUGCUCAAUCGGGAUCUUACGAUCCACCAGUCGCCAACAGUGCUCUCCUCCAGCAGAGCGGGCGGGACCACGGGGGCAGUCCUUUGGAAGAUCUCCCCUCUCUUUGCCCGAUGGCUCUGCUCGAGCAAUAACAUCCUAUGGGAAUCAUCUAUGCUUCACCAGCACUCUACAGUCAUAGAGCUGGGCUGCGGAGUCGCCGGCGUUCUGGCACUUACCCUCGGUCCUUCCGUAGGGAAAUACAUCGCAACGGAUCAGGAAUACGUCCGAAAGCUAUUCCAAGAAAACCUCGAAGAGAAUCAUCACGUAACGAGGCGCCAUACGGUCCAGGAAGACCGGAGCACCGAUCGCAACCGCCAACACCGUCGCGGCUCCCAGAAGCCAAGGCAUAAAUCGUACCCCGGCUCUGCGAACCGCUCGCCCGCAGAAUCCCAAUCUCGCUCUCGCACAAGGCACGUUACCCAUUCCAGCACAUCGAGCAGAAGUCCCACUGCCCGCGGAGAAUCCGGCGGCAAAGUCGAAUUCGUCCCCCUGGACUGGGAGACCGAUACGCUUUCAAGCAUAACCGGCGUCGUUGAGGACGGCUUCGACCUGCUCCUCUCAUGUGAUUGCAUAUACAAUGACGCACUCAUCAGUCCAUUCGUCCAGACUUGCGUGGAUAUAGCCAGACUCCGACCGUCCCUCGCGGCACAUACAUCCGCGUCUGCAGAUCAAGGAAGAGAGGAUUUGGCACACGGGAAGCCAACGAUAUGCAUUAUUGCGCAGCAAUUACGCUCUCACGAGGUACUUGAGAACUGGCUACGAGAGUCAUUAGCUGAGUUUGCGGUGUGGAGGGUUAGGGAUAAGGUUUUAGAGGCGGCUGGUUUGGGCAGUGGCUCAGGGUAUGUGGUUCAUGUGCUUGUGCUGAGAAAGUAAAAAGUUGGGCUUCAGAGACUUUUGCUGCGGUCUUUUGAAUGUCGUAGUGAAUAUAACGAUGGACUGAGGUUUGUAUCGUAAGCUACUGUACAUUACAUGUUUAGCAGGCGAUGGAAGGACAUCUGUUCUAUGUGGACCUACUGCACCGUUUCAUAUAGCAACAACGGCCUACACAUUGAUGAUCUACCCAUUGAAGUUUGGGAAGGACUUGUUGAAGUAUCGAAUGAUUUCAUCAACAGAAGAUUCAUAAAAUAUACAUCAGGAGAGGAGAAUUCCUAUAUUCCACAGACGGCCUCGACCUUCCUCCAAAGAACCUAA
This is a messenger RNA of Coccidioides immitis RS, 1487 nucleotides long. RefSeq lists its product as uncharacterized. The transcript has 3 exons. NCBI's taxonomy places the organism in Eukaryota, Fungi, Ascomycota, Eurotiomycetes, Onygenales, Onygenaceae. The coding region runs from base 117 to 1169 and encodes 350 amino acids. The record is from RefSeq and is a predicted model, not a curated record.